Molecule: messenger RNA, 477 nt
Organism: Geodia barretti
Lineage: Eukaryota; Metazoa; Porifera; Demospongiae; Tetractinellida; Geodiidae
Source: the annotation of a GenBank genome assembly
AGAGGUCCUGCACAAAGUAGAGGUCCUGCACAAAGUAGAGGUCCUGCACAAAGUAGAGGUCCUGCACAAAGUAGAGGGCCUGCACAAGGCAGAGGGCCUGCACAAGGCAGAGGGCCUGCACAAGGAACAGGAAAAGCUAGAAAUAAAAAGAAAAACAAGCGUGAUUAUCGUAAAGAUAAGGUUGAGGUUCGCGCAGAACAAGAGACUGAGGAAACCAGAGAUGGUGUCCAAUCUCAAGUCCGAGCAAAGGAAGAUAAAAUCGAAGUCCAAGGGACAGUAACUGAAACCCUGCCCAAUGCCAUGUUUCGGGUUGAAUUGGAUAACGAACACGAGAUCUUAGCGCACAUCUCUGGUAGAAUGCGGAAGAAUUUCAUCAGAAUUCUGCCGGGAGACAAAGUUCUUGUUGAACUUUCGCCCUACGAUUUAACACGUGGACGUGUCAUUUAUCGAGAUCCAGGGCGGCGAUCCCAAGGUUAG